GCAACAACCGUGCAGCCAUCUUACACAACCUCAGCUGAAGGAACAUGCGCAAAGGCACAAGAGAUUGCGCAUAAUGGACGCUGAAAUGGAGGCCCCGUAGAACCGAAGGCGGGACCUACACGCUUUGUACUUUCAUCUGAUUGGUUUAAGUGGUGGUUGUCGCGAAAUAUCCCGGGCUUCUGCACAUUGUUUGGGGAUGUGUUGGGUGUUGUGUGGAAGAAACUAACGGCAAUUUAUCAACGAUUCUGUUAUUUUAACAUUUCACGCAACUCCUUCAACAAGGACUUGGGUACGUAUAUAUGUAGUAGUGCUCUUCGCUGUCUUGCGAGGUGCCUUGGUACGUCGGGAGCAAGGAAACAACCCCUUUCCUCAGAAGGACGAGAACCACAAGAGUCGACACUGCAAGUAUCAAGAUGACCCUGCUGAAGUGGAUGUUGAAGCUCUAAAUAUAUACAGCAUGUUCUUCAUACUGGUGAAUUGCAGCCCUUCCACUGAUGGUCUCUGCAAUUUCAUAAAUUAUCUUGCAGAGUCUCCUGACUGUAAUGCAGUGACUCAUGGGCAGAAUUCAGAGAUUCAGAAUUCAUCUGAGUGAAAGAUUUUGAGCAAAUCAGAUGACCAAUUUGGACACAUGGAUCAUUUUAUUGAAGAUGAUCUUUCAAGUAUGAUGGAUUCUGUAAUUCCUUCAUCAGAAUUGAACUGUAUGAAUUCAGUAGCAAAUUCUGUGCAAGACACAAACUACGAAACGAGCCAUGAUGGGGAAAACCAUAUUAUGCCUGAGCAAAUUACUUUUUCAAAAACUGAACCACUUGUGUUUGAUAAACCAUUGUAUGGGUCAACACUAGAUCCUGCUUUAUUGACUGUAUCUAGUCUUGAGGAUUACUCAGAUAUUAGCAGCUGUUCUGAAGCAGACUUUGGUCACCUUUUGAAUGCCUUGGAAAAAAACCCCGACCAGUCUUCGGAACUUCCAGAUGCAGGAAAUUCAAGGGAUAAAAAUGAAUUGGAAAUAGAGGCAGCAAGUGACCAUGCUACAGAAAAGCAAAAUGAUGUGUGUAGAGCUUCCGAGACAGAGGUUGAAGGACGAGGUGGCAGUCUUGAUAAUGUAAUAGAUGGUGAUGACCGAGAAAAAAGGAACCUCUUGAAUAUUGAAUUUCAGUGCUCAGAUCCCAAGACCACAGAAGGUGAAAAUGGGUACCCUUUGAAAACUGAGGAGCAAACAAAAGGAGGAUUUCUUUUCCAGACCUCAAACUGUGGUGUUACUGAAAGUAGUGAGAUUUGCAAAGACACUACACAAAUAAGUUCUGUUUGUGCUUUGGAUAUAAAUGGUGCACAUCCGAGUACAGAAGAUGGCAAGGAGAAUACCAAUAGCAAUGAAAAUAUAGGUGUACAAAAUGAUUGCCACUUAAAAGGGAACACCACUUGUGAGGCCAAAAACAAUACUCCAGAAUAUAAAUUUAAACAUGAUGUUAAAAACACUGCUCAUGGUAAUGAACCGGAGUAUAACAGGACAAAGAACAGUGAAGAGGUUGAACACAGCAGUUUUGAAUUCUUACAGUCAUGUUUUGGUUUUACCAGUCUGGGCAGUACAAAAUCGGCCCCAGAUGCUGCAAAUGUUUUACUGUCUGAGAAUAUGACUCAGGAUUCCCAGAAUUGUGAAGUUAAUCAUUCACAACCGCCUGUUCUUGUAAGUGCCACACUUGAAUCUGUAACCGGAGCUCAGAUAAAAGAGGCAUCAGAUAAUGGUCUGCUGGAACCCACUAUACAAAGAACCUGCAGGAGCACUUCUGUGUCUCAGGAUCCUGGACAACAAAGUGAGCCUUUAGAAGACCAAUUCAUUAAGGGCUUAGCCAGAAUCGAAAGUACCCAUGACACUGGAAUUAUAAUCAGUGCUUCCUUGCUGUCCUCCAAGAAGUUCAUGAGAAAACUACAGCCUGUUGUUCUUGUAAAGACAACCAAGCAUAAUGCUAAAGAUGGAAAAAUGUACAUUUGUUCUGUGUGCCAGAAGAACUGGCAGGAUUUGGAUGAACUUAUUGAACAUCACCAUUGUGAACAUUUUGAGCAUGCAUUUCAGUAUUGCCUCACCUGUGGAGCCUAUAUUUCUACUGGAACAUUGGCAGAACAUUUGUGUAAACAAAAAGAUAUGCAACUGUCUACAGUAUUGUCAUCUACCAAACAACUUACAGAGAAGCUUAAUGCGAAAUACCUAUGUAAGUACUGCGAAAAACCGUUCAUUAAAGUAUCUUACCAUCAAGAUCACGAGCAAAGGCACAGAAAUGUAACACAGCAUAGGUGUAUUUGUUGUGGCUUAUACUUCAGUAAUGCUAAAAAACUUCUUACACACAAACAAAAGGUCAAAUGCUCUCCUUUGAUACGAGAACCCAAUAAACAGAGAAAAGUUUCAGAAAAGGUCCCAAAAGAUCAAACUAAACCGACUUUUACGAUUCACGAUUGUUUUGUGAAACUUGUAGACAUAAACAAGGACAGGCCAUCUCCACAAAAAAUAGAUUGCUCUAUUUGUGGAAAAAGUUUCAAACUCCGAGCACAACUGAAGGUACACCUUAGGUCACACACCAGUGGAAAUCCUUUUAAGUGUACAAAGUGUAAGAAGGUUUUUAAGUAUUCCUGGAAUCUUGACAAACAUCAUAAGGAGCUAUGUUCUGGAAAUGCCACAAAGCAACGUAUUACUGACCCAUCUAUUAGAGGUAGAUUUAUUAGUGGGUUUGCUUGUCCCAUUUGUCCACGGAUCUUUAGGUACUCCUACAACCGAACUAGACACAUGCGACAGCAGUGUUUGAAAGAAUAUAUGCGAAAAGGAAAAGGAAAAGUGGGAAAUAGGUAUAAAUGCCCUAUGUGCGACGAAACAUUUUCCAUGUCUUGUAAUCGGAAUAGGCAUAUUAAAAACAGAUGCUUUGAGCAAUAUAAACUACUGAGAAUAAGAUGCAAAACAAAACUGGUAGAGGAAAAUAUCAAAGAGGAAAAAGAGGAAAAGCAAGUGCUGCCAACCGAGAAUUUGUCAAGUUUUAAAUGUAAAGUGUGCUCUGCUUCAUUUGCGCACAAAUCUGGAGUCUAUAGGCAUAUGAAGAAACACUCACUGCUUCAGCGUUCUACAGCACAAGUGGGAAAACAUGACUGCCCUACUAAUGUGAAAGAACCAGACUCAAACAAUGAAGCACCUCAAAACCAAGAGUGUUCAAGCCCAAAUUCUUCUGAUAUGGUCACUAGUCCCCCUAUCCUUUGCAGUUUCUGUGAUAAAAGCUUCAUUUCAAGCGAGUCAUUGAAGAAUCAUCUGCAGCUACAUGUGGGAAAGAAACCCUUCCGCUGCUUGGAGUGUGGAAAAAGUUUCAUACGACGUGGACACUUAAUAACUCACAAAAAUAUCCACAAGCGAAGGAUACAGUGUUCUGUCUGUAAAAAAAUUGUGCCUACUAUUGCCGAUUUGUUGAAACAUAGACAGUCCCACAUAACAAAGGGCAUGCUUCAGUGCCCUGAUUGCCCAAAGCAAUUCAAGUUUCCUGUGUACUUGCUCCGACAUGUUGCAACUCAUGCAAAGAAAGAACGCAUGCUGAAGUCCCCGACCAAAAAGUCUGCAGAUGAACAUGUGAAAGAAAUAGGGAGUAAUAAGGAGCCCUUUAUUUGUGGAAUAUGUCAAAAGGCAUUUGUUGAUUCUGAAGCAAUCAGUGAGCACUGUUUAAGUCACCUUCCAAAACCUUCUGUUUCCAAGUGCCCAGUUUGCAAACACAAUUUCACAAGUCGAGCUACGCUGAUUCGGCAUUUCCGUCUGCACACUGGUGAAAAACCUUUUCCCUGCAAGAUCUGUGGAAAGCAUUUUAAGCGGAAGGAACCUCUCGCACUUCAUGCAGUGAAAUGCAAGGGACCAAAGGAAAAACCUAUCUCUACAUUAACCACCGCUCAAACACAACAGAAAUGUGAAGUAACAGCGGUGUCGAAGUCAGGAAAAGUUCCAAAACAAUUUAGAUGCUCAUACUGCCCACACAUUUUUGCCAGGUCAAGUUAUUUGAAGAUGCAUGAAAAUGCUCACUUGGCUAACAAUCUUGUAUCAUGUUAUAAGUGUGGGAAAUAUUACAAAAAGAAUAAGAUCUAUGGACAUCGGAAACGCUGCACCGCCAAGGAAUCCAGUUCAGGAGAGGCAUCCAAAAGUGAACAAUCUGGAAUUGCACACGAGAGUAAAUGUACUAAUUUAGUUGUUCCAAACAGAACAUGUAGAAUACCGAAAGAUAUAGGGACAAACAACAAGGAUCGUUUAAAGGAGCGAUGCCCACAUUGUCCUAAACGUUUCCAGUACAGGUCUAUCUUACUAAGACAUCUUCAUUCUCACUUGGGAAAACAGCAAUUUGCAUGUACCCAUUGUAAUCAGAAAUAUAGCAAUAAGAGCUCCUGUCAACAGCAUGAGGCCUUGUGUGAUGGCGUAUUGAGGCAACAUGAAGCAAAAAGCCUGAAUGAAUCUGAAGAAACCAAACAUAUUCCAGAUUUGCAGAGUGCAUCCAGUCUAAAGCAAUGCACAGUAAUCAUUGGCAAAAAUGGUGAAGAGUUGAAGUGCAAUUUUUGCACAAAAACUUUUACAAAAGCUAGAAAUCUCAGACGGCACAUUCUUACUCACACAGAAGUCAAGCCCUAUCGUUGUAAAACGUGUGAAAAUUGUUUUUCUCGAUAUGAUCACCUGAAGUAUCACCAGAAUCGAUGUAGAGGCAAAAAGCAACAACUUGAUGUGAAUCUUGAACAGAAAGCCCAUCAUGCUGGCUCUCAAGCCAAGAAACAGACACAGAGUGAUGUGUUUGAAUGCAGCUCUUGUUCAAAGAUGUUCUCUUCGCACACCAACUUAACAAGGCACUUUUCCAUGCUACAUUCUACUUUCAAACCAUUUUCUUGUAAAAGAUGUGGUAGUGAAUUUACCUCUCAGGACAGCCUGAAGAGACACAGCGUCAGGGGGAAUUGUAGGAUGUCCUUAGCAGAGUGUGGGGAACAAGGGAAAAUGCCAACAGCAUCAAAUACUCAAGUGCAACCUUGCAGAGAAACAUCCAAACUCAUGCAACGUAUAGAGGGGCACUUCUCCAAUAAAUGGAAGUUCCUGUGUGAGUACUGUCCACGACGCUUUAAAACCCAAACGCAAUUAAAAAUGCAUACCCGUCUUCAUACAGGGGAAAAGCCAUUUGGUUGUGCCAGCUGUGAUGAACGUUUCAUCAGAAGAGACUAUUUAAAGCGGCAUUUGACUAAAUGUAGUGGGAAAAGACAAGGUCCUAAGGUGCUUUGUGACAAAUGUGGGGGAUUGUUUACACAAGAAGCUCUUGAACAGCAUCAAAAAAACUGUAUCAUCAGCCUAAAAUCUACAGACUGCCCUGUAAAUGUAAGCAGUAUUUCCAGCCAUUCAAAGGUCAAGGCAUUUUCCUGUGUCAGCUGUAAUGAACACUUUUUGCUGUUCUCCCAGCUUCAGCAGCAUAUUUUAACAAAACACGUAUCUGAUGGACUACAGCCGUCAGGUAUUCCCGAGUAUGAGACAUUAUCAAGUAAUUUGCCCAUUAAGGAGGAACCAGUAGAUGAUGAUGAUUGUGCUGAAAACUUGCAGGACAGCUCUCAAAUAUAUGCUAACAGUGGGUCUGAAAAUACUGCUUGUGCAAGGGAGAAACCAUUUGAGUGUGAGCAAUGUAACAUGAGGUUUAUAAACAACGGUGGGCUUGGUAUGCAUAUGCGCAUUCAUACAACAAUAUACCCACUUUCUUGCCAAAAAUGCAACAAGGGGUUUUGGAGCAAAAAUGUACAACAGAAACACAUGAGAAAAUGUAAGGGUUUAAAAGACUCAAGAAAUGAAUCUAGCACAAUUGAUGCGGUUUCAUCGGAAUUGGAGUGUACUCCUAAUGACGAAGUCCUAGUCUUUAAUGAAGGCUCAAACACAACAGGAACUGGUGUGCUCCAGACAAAGUUUUCAUGCAAAGACCAGGAUAAAGGAAAUGCGGACAAAGAAGAUGCAGUUGUUCACAAAUAUCAGUGCUCUGAAUGUGAGCAAAGUUUUACAGACGGGCUUAUGCUUAUAAGUCAUCUUGAGGCUCAUGGACGUGAAGAUCAGGAGCGUAGAUUAGGGAAAAGCCACCGCUGUCACAUUUGUGGUAAGAUCUUUGAUCAUGCAGGCAUGCUGCAAAGACAUGUGAAAACCCAGCAUCCGGAAACGGUUAAGAAUACCUGCCCAGAAUGCUUUAAAAGUUUUCGCUUUCCCUCUGAUUUGGACAUACACAGAUCUUGCCAUGACCCUAAUCGGCCUUUUGUUUGUGAAACAUGUGAUUUGAGGUUUUGGACUUCUAAAUCCUUGAGUACUCACCAAAGGCUGACUCACUCAGAUGGUGAACCCCUCAAAACAGUCAAGCCUAUUAUGAAACCAGAAGGGUUGUCUUCUAAAUUAUUUACUUGCUAUCCCUGUAAUAAAGUUUACACUAUCAGAAGAUCUUAUAUGAAACACUGCAGGGCUAAACAUAAGGGGCGUUCAGAAAGCCUUGGUGAUGUUAAAAAUGCUACCACUGAACCUCAGUUGAACAACAACGAAUCAGAUGGAAGUGAUGCAGACGAUAAAGAUGUUAGCGAUGAUGACUCUGACUCUGCCCCUUAUUUUCCUUGUCAUGUCUGUGGUAAAACAUUCCUGACAUCAGAAGGUCUUGAGGAUCAUCAAAGAUGCCAUCUUGGGGAAAAGCCCUAUGAAUGUGAAGAAUGUGGCAAAUGCUUUAUUCAGCUUGUAAACUUACAGCAGCAUCAGCGCAGUCACAAAUCUGAAUUUCAGUGUCAAAUGUGUGGUAAAGGUUUUGUUUCACUCUUUGCAUUGCGCAAACAUAAGCACACUCAUGUUCGAAAACAUCCCCAUCGAUGCACAAAAUGUAGCUUGAGUUUCACGCGAUCUUCACAGCUGACUGAACACAUGACCACGCAUCGUGAGGAAAAUUUUCCUUGUGACCUUUGCCACAAAAACUUUUCCUGCAAAUCGAGCCGAGCCGAACACCGGAAAAUCCACACGGAGGCAGACGAAGAGCUUCCUCCUUUAAUUCCUCCAGCAAAGCAAAUAUCUCCACCAGUGUCAAUCAGCCCUUCAUUAAGUACUGUUCAGCAAUACAACUAUUGCUGUGAAAUUUGUCAUGUGCGAUUUCCAGAUCCUGAGCAGCUCUCAGAGCAUGGCUGUAGUCCAGCAAAAGAACGCCCAUACUCGUGUAAAGACUGUAACAAGCAUUUCUUGCAUGGUUCUCAUCUUAAAAAACAUCAGCUCACUCAUCAGUUAUCUGGAACUCGGUCCUUUCAGUGUAAUAGUUGUCACAUGAGCUUUAGUCACCGCCAUCACUUUCUGACCCAUUUGCAAAUACAUGGUGGUGAGGAGCCUUCCAAAUCUCAAGUUGAUAAAGUGAAAAUAUUGAACACAGAUGAUUCAAAUCAGAACAAAAUUUACAGAUGCCCGAUAUGUCCUGAGAGUUUCUCUCAAGUGUUGGAGCUGGCAAAUCACCUAUCUGUACAUGCAAAUAUGUGCAAUGUUUGUAACAAGACAUUUUCAACUAAGCAACAACUUGAGAAACACGAACAGAGCCAUUUGUCUGCAGCUACACAGUAUGAGUGCACAGAAUGUGGAAAGAGCUUCCUUGGAAGUGAUGCCUUCCGCCAACAUUAUUGUGUUCACCAAAAACAUCUUUCAUGUUCAUCCUUGUCAACCACUGAUAGAAAGAGAUGUGUAGAAAAUUCUUUUGAUGUACUCACUAAUAACGAAGAAGAGGAGGAGGUUGAUGUUGGAGAAGACUUUUAUAAUUGCCCUACCUGCAACAAACGAUUUCCUUCCAACACCGCUUUAAAGGAGCAUCAAAAGUUACACGUAUUUGACCGUCCUUUCAAGUGUCUGGUUUGUGGAAAAAGCUUUGCUAAAAAAAAGUAUCUUACACAGCAUCAGCAAAAACACAACGAGCAGCCAUAUCAAUGUGAUUUGUGCACCUCUUCCUUCAAAACAGAACAGUCACUUUUGUCCCACCGUAAAACCCAUGAUGCAGAUCGUAAUUACCGCUGCUCAAUUUGUGACAAAUCAUAUAGAACACCAUAUGAUCUUUCAAGGCAUGAACAGAAGCAUCCUGAAUUGCAAAAGUUUACCAAAGUAAGCGGUGACCACAGAUGUGAUAUGUGCUAUAAAUCUUUCAGCCUGCUUUCUCAACUGAGACAGCACCAGGAAACUCACGUCGGGCAAGUUGUUUAUGAAUGCACGGAGUGCGACAAAGCAUUUGCUUUUCUACAUCUUUUAGAAGAACAUCAGCAAACUCAUGGGACUUCAACAGAUACUUUCCAAUCUCAGUCACCAUCUGAAAUUCUCUUUCAAAGUCCAGUUAUUGAGUAAAGUGUACUAUAAAGUAUUUCCUGCAAUGCAGGUGAUUCUUAGUCAUUCAAUUUUCUGAACACAUUCAAACUGUAUAGAUUCUUCUCAUGUUAUGGGUACAUGCUAUUCCAUUUUAAGUCAUGUGCUUCUUUUCCUAGGUUUUUUUUAUUAUAGUGUUCUGAUAUGUACAUAUACAAGCAGGUUGUUUUUACUGCUGCAAUUCAGAGGACUACCUACUGAACUUCUAGUGUUUAUAGAGAACUCCAGAUAAAUUUGUUACUGUACUAAAAUUAAGAAGUGGGAUAAAAUUUGCAUGCAUGACAUGCUGUGUAAAUAUAACAUCACUACAAAAUAGCGUUAUAAUUGGGUUUAUACAGCAGAAUUAAAUAUCCAUCCAAAAACUGUUGACUUAAUUUUUUUGGUAUUUAUUCAAAUGUUUUUUGUUAAUUCGCAGACCCAAGUUGUUUGAAUUCAUUUUAUUUUAUAGUAAUUUUCUCAUGCCCUAAUAACUGGUUUUACAUGUAACAAACAUGAAAUUGAUAGGAUUGUUAGGGUUGUAUAUACGCCUUUGUAUGUUUAAAUGUGAUUCUUGGUAUCUACUGUUUUCUUAGGAACAUUUUAUUCUAUUUUGUUCAUAACUGUUAAUCUUCUAUUUGCUUAUCAGGUGGUUAAGAACACCUACCAAGCACUUCAUGACAUGGUGUAGUUACAACAUGGCAAGUGACUACAUGUUUGUGUGUGUUUUUAUAUAUAUAUCCAAAUGUAACUUUCUUUUUCUUUUCUUUUUUUAUAUUUUAAACAAUUUUUAGACCGUUAUGGGUGUAUUCAAAUUUCAGUUGUGGAUAAUAAAGCCAUUUGAAUAUA
Messenger RNA from Tachysurus fulvidraco (yellow catfish), 9199 nucleotides. Its product is annotated as zinc finger protein 1035. NCBI's taxonomy places the organism in Eukaryota, Metazoa, Chordata, Actinopteri, Siluriformes, Bagridae. Bases 629 to 8356 code for a protein of 2575 amino acids. The record is from RefSeq and is a predicted model, not a curated record. The transcript is spliced from 4 exons.